AUGAGCGAAGUGGAAGCCUGCGUCACGCUUUUGACGUCUGCUUGGGGACCGUAUAAUAUAUUGAGAAGCGUUUGCAACAUGUUGAGAAAUAUUUUGCUAUUAUGAGUGAGUAGCAAAAUGUGUUGGUGUUGCUUUUCAAAGUUUCAAUUUGGAAUGCAAAACGACUGAAACAAAAUAUUGCGGUUAAUGCCUUCAAAUGGCGCUAGGUGGUGUCGCAGUUUUGCGAAACGUUUAGUGAUGGCGCUAGCUACCACCCCGUUUCAAGCACACGGCGCGAAUUUUGAAGCGGUUGGUUCAGUCGUUCAGUUGAAGCCAUGGCGCUUAACGUUGAAGCACCGGCGAAGGGGCUGCGCGUGUCGGAGGCUCAGAAGGAGACAGUGGUCGCCUUCAUGCAAGAGCAUCCCCAGCUGGCCAUAAGAUCCAGCGAGCUGGGGCCACGCUUCACUGCUGGCGACCGCCGACGGCUGUGGCAGGAGCUAGCCGACCAGCUCAACGCGCAUGGCCCCGUCGUUAAAACCACGGAGCAGUGGCAAGAGUGGUGGCGGAAGCAGGUCUUCGAGGCCCGCCGCAACGCUGCCGCACUUGCCCAAGAACAAAGAAGCACUGGAGGGGGGCGGCUACACGGCUUCUAUGGCAGGAUACUGCAGCUGACAGGGACGGUCCGCCUCCACGGCGUGACCGACCUCCCCUACCAAGAGCAGGCUGACGUCCCCGCCUACUCCAUGGAAGUCGUCCUCGAAGACGAGGCUGCGGGCGUGAGCCCAGUGACACCGGCAGAGGAUCCACCGCGCGGCGCGGCGCCUGCCGAAAGGGUGGCCGCUGCACCUGUGUUGCAGCACCCUGUUCGGCCACCACGUCGACAGCGACCGCGACGGGUGGACACCUUGAUUACGAUGUCGUCGCAGUGCGCCCGCAGCCUGGAACAGGGCGACGAGGUGCUGCAGGUGCUGCGCAGAAUUGAGGCCUCCACAACCCGCCGCGCUGUCGCGGCAGAGCGGACGGCAGCAGCCCAGGAGGGGAUCCUGCAGGAG
This is a messenger RNA of Dermacentor albipictus, 1031 nucleotides long. RefSeq lists its product as uncharacterized. NCBI's taxonomy places the organism in Eukaryota, Metazoa, Arthropoda, Arachnida, Ixodida, Ixodidae. The record is from RefSeq and is a predicted model, not a curated record.